This is a messenger RNA of Dreissena polymorpha, 4078 nucleotides long. RefSeq lists its product as uncharacterized. The record is from RefSeq and is a predicted model, not a curated record. Bases 105 to 3869 code for a protein of 1254 amino acids. Lineage: Eukaryota; Metazoa; Mollusca; Bivalvia; Myida; Dreissenidae. The transcript has 11 exons.
CUUGACAACUGUUUGACACUGUUUCCAACAGCUCUGAUGUUUACCUGUUAAACAAAUUUAUUCAAAAUGACUAAAACAGGAUUUAAAAGAAUUACAUUAUCAACAUGAAUGAACAUACGAAAGCGCUCUUUAUUGGGGCGUUUGAAUUGGAAGACACUCGGGCAACGAGAGCUUCUGUGCUUCCAUGGGAAAAGGCAGAAAAAAAGCGCAUAUCUUCUGGUCACUCCACGCAAAUAGAAGGAAAAGAGUCGUGCUUCAAUUCUCAGAAGUCCACCAUUUCCGGUUCGGACUUGAAGACAGCAGUUCCGCAUUGGUUGCGCGAUACGCAGCAAAAAUCUCACAUUUUUGACAAAUCACAAGGGGCGUUGGACUUGGAAGACACUCGGAAAAUAAAAACUUCGGUGCUUCCAUGGGAAGAGACAAAUACAGAACACCUUUCUUCUGGUCGCGCCGUGCAGAUAAGCAUCAUGGAAGAUGGCAAAGAGUCGCGCUUCGAUGCCCAAAAGUCCACCGCUUCCGGUUUGGACUCAAAGACAGGAGUACCGAAUUGGCUGCGCGACACGCAGCGCAAAGAUUCUUCCGCUUUUAAAAGGUUUCACGGGGCGUCUGAAUUAGAAUACAAUGGGACACCGGUGCUUCCAUGGGAAAUGACAAAUACAGAACGCAUAUCUUCUGGUCGCUCCAAGCAGAAAAGCCUCAUGGAACAAGAACACAAGUCAGACUUAAAUUCCCAGAAAUCUAGCAUUUACGGUUUAGAAUCAAAGACCGAUGUCCCGGAAAGGUUGCGUGACACGCAGCGAAAAGAUUCCUCCAAUUUUAACAAGUCUCACGGGGCGUUUAAACUGGAAGAAAAUCGAACAACAAGAUCCUCGGUCCUUCCUUGGGAAAUGACUGAUACAGAGGGCGUAUCUUCUUUUCGUUCCAUGCAGAAAAGCCUCGUGGGAGAAGGCCACGAGUCGCGCUUAAAUUCACAGAAGUCUGCCAUUUCCGGAUUGGAACCAGAGACCGAUGUUCCGGAAUGGUUGCGCGACACGCAGCGAAAAGAAUCUUCCGUUAAUAACAAGUCUCACGGUUUUCAACGCAAGUCACAGGAUAAGGCACUGGCUAGGGAGGACUUAGGUGACAUGAGUUGGCUGGAAACGGCUGCAAAACCGCAGAGGUCGCCGGUCGACGAAAGGGUUGUCUUAAGGGCGUUUGAAUUGGAUGACACUCGGACAAAAAGAGCCUCGGUGCUUCCAUGGGAAAAAGCAGAUACAGAGCGCGUAUCUUCUGGUCGCUCAACGAACAGAAGCCUCAUGAGUGAAGGCCAAGAGGCGCGAUUCAAUUCCCAGAAGUCCACUAUUUCCGGUUUGGAACCGAAUGCUGGAGUCCCGGAUUGGCUUGGUGACACGCAGCAAAAAGAUUUUUCCGUUUCUAACAAGUCUCUCGGUACUAGCGCAUCUCCUGGCGAACAAAACUGGAUACAGAAGGCAAGAGAGUCUCCAAAUACCGUCCUGUGUUCGACAAUAACAAAAAAUCACGUCAUCUCUGACGACAUUGAUUGGCUGAUGAAAGCUCGUGCAUCCCUGAAUGAACCAGCAUCACCUGCGACAGCUCGCUCUUGCAGAAGCGAGACACAAUCACCAGAUUGGUUACAAUACCCCAAGGCACCACUCAGUCCCCCGCGAUCACCAACCCCAUUAAGAAAAAUGCUUGAUGAUGAUUAUGAACUGGCCGAUGACUUCGAAGAAAUCAUGACGCAGAUGAGAAAAGAUUUUGAGGAAACACAUUCCCCUGGACUGGCAAUUGUUCUGCAAAACAUCAAAAAAGAUAUGCACAGUCAUGGAGACACUGUUGCAAAUGAUGAGCAAUUGCGGAAGGAUGCAAUUCAAACCAACUAUGUUAUUACGCAACGGAAGGAUGACGAUAAAAGUAAUCAACCAAUGACUACGUUGAAUGAAAGUUACAAAUAUUACUUCGACAAAAAGCACGAACCUUAUGAGGCUGGUCAAACGGUAAGUGAUGCACACACGGAAUCAUCUAUAUCUCUUAAACAUGAUGGGUCCGAUGAUGAUUUUUGGGGUUCGAAGUCCGAAAGUAAAAGUAGAGCAUGCGAUAAUCAUGCUCAUGCUAUUGUAGAAACAAAAGACAAACAAGAAAGCCACUCGGAAAAUGAUAAUGCCGAAUCAUACAGUCUUCGACUACCGAAUUCUUCUGAAGAUAGUGACCAAGAAGGUAAAAUUGUAACAAGUGUAACACUAAAUGACCUCGAAACACUUCCAGAUCAGUGCUCUAAAACUAUGAAAAUUGAAACUAACGUUUCAGCGGGAUCUGCCGAUCUCCCGAAUCAUGUACAAUGCCCAAUUGGAAAUGACACGUUUACAUGCUUAACUUUGGGUUUGGGUGUUCCAGUGUCACCGAACCUCAAUGUUCCAAAGAUUACGGUAAUCGGCGCUUGUAACAAAGAAACAAAGUUGGCAAUGGUGCAGGAUCAAAGAUUACAAUAUAGCAGAGACGAAAUGGAUUCUGAAACGACAUCUGAAACGCGCGAUGCUAAUGACGAUUUCCAACCAAAAGGAAAUAGCACAGAUUAUUGUCAUUGCCUUGAUGUAAACAGCAGAUACCGCGUCGAAUUUUCAAAGUUUAAGAAUGCUGACAAUUGCACGAACGACGACUGUGCUACUCUGCCCCCAAAAUACAAUUUGAAAGAUAAAGAUAACGCAAAUAAAACACGGCUGGCCCAAAUUGAAAACGAGGUUAGGUUUCUAAAGCAAACAAGUAUCAUUCAAUCCCAAGAAGUGCGAAUCUUGGCUCUUGAAAGGAUACUACAAGAACAUGAAAAGAAAUUAAAUACUAAAAAACAUGAGUUUCAACGAAUAACUUUCGCUACGCAUAACAUGGAAUCGUUUGAAAUUGAUAAUCAGAUCGGGCAAAAUGCGACAGUUUUAAAUAGAAUAGAAUAUGCAAAUAAACCGAACAUAGUUUCUGAAUCUGACGAAACCAUACAUCAAUCGGCACAAAAUGAAAUUGAUGCGACUAAAAGCACAAAACCCCAAAUAAUGAAGCAGAAAACAUACGCAGCUCUGUCGCAAACGCUUGCUGAUCAAUCAAUGAAUACGGAUGUCAGCGGCACAAAAUAUUAUCGUGACCAAAACCUGCAAUCGAAAUGCAAAAGAUGUCUUGAAUAUGUUUCUGAUACUUUAAAUGAGCCUCGUUCACUGCCUACACGUUCAACGAUUGAUUUCAAAGGCAGAAGGAAUGAGGAUGUAUAUUUGGCCGACACGAAUACACAGCAAGAUGUCAACAGCAGUUCUACAAAGAAACAACGCAGGGAUAAUACAAAAACUCAUAACAAAAGGCACCGAGAAAUGCAUAGGCAAGAGAAUCAACCAGUGAAAGAGUGUCACGACACGAGUUCAUUCUCCGAUUUAGGUCAAAUAAAGGAUAGCGAUUAUCUGCAGGCAUCAGUAGAACCAAGAAAACACGGCUCUUACCCGGAUGAGUUGGAACCUUCGAUCAACGUUCAAAAUAACAAGAAUGUGAUAAACAUAUUUUGUUUUCCAAGAAAACAAUGUAACUCUGGCAAGAAACAUGAGAAUGAGGAUUUGUUUAGCAAAAACAAAAAAUCAGAAAAGAAAAAAUCACGUUUGAUCAACACAGCAAUGAAUUUCGUAGCCAAUUUAAAAUCCAGGUUAUUCAGCUGUAGACAAGACGUUGGUGUAUCAAAUGACGAAGUCACCAACAAUGAACGCUUAUUGAAGAUUGUUAGCAGCCACGAUUCACCAACACCAUCCAUUAUUGUGAUUGAAAAAAAAAACACCAGAGCAGAGGAAAGGAUAUUCUCAAAGACCAAUGGUAUAUUACCAGCAAGCCUAUCCACAAGGUGGUAGAACAACGAACACGGGUUGUGCUAGCAGGAAUUUAACAACGGCUUACGACAAGAAUAUCAUACACCUUCCUUGUGUACAAAAUGUUCACACAAAACUUUCCGAUAGUAGCUCAGGCGACGCUGAACCGGAUUCUAAGGUUUCAAAUCCCUUGAAGAAAAUCUUUCAAUCAUUAUUUAAAAGCGAUGUUUAAUUUUGCAAAAUAAAUCUUU